Molecule: messenger RNA, 1863 nt
Organism: Lachancea nothofagi CBS 11611
Lineage: Eukaryota; Fungi; Ascomycota; Saccharomycetes; Saccharomycetales; Saccharomycetaceae
Source: the annotation of a GenBank genome assembly
AUGAAUAGCAUUGAAUCUGAAAUCAACGUGCAAAAUGCAGAGACCGCUACUCGCUCUCAGCGCGUGCGGAUACAAGCAAGGAAAGUGGUGCGCAAGCUAACCACCAAAGAAGGGCUAUUUGGGGAUUACGACUAUGCCUUUCUCUUUACGCCAUCUUAUCCUUUCAGGGACUGGGUAAACCGUAAACGUGGAAUUGAGCCAGUUCUGAGAGAUCAGCCCUUUUUUUCGGUGUAUUCCGAAAUGCCUAUCUUACUGGGCCUGUUAUUGGGCCUGCAACACUCACUUGCAAUGUUGGCGGGUGUUAUUACACCUCCUAUUAUCAUAGCAUCCGUGGCAAAUUUCCCUACUGAGAUACAACAAUACUUGGUCUCAGCGUCACUUAUCGUUUCGGGGAUCAUGUCUUGCGUCCAAAUCACUAGGUUCCAUAUUCCAAAGACACCCUAUUACAUUGGUUCCGGUUUAAUAUCAGUGGUUGGCACUUCUUUCGCGACCAUUACUAUCGUUGAGAAGGCCUUUCCGAUAAUGUACAAAUCAGGAUUUUGUCCCACAGGUGCAGAUGGAACUCCAGGUCCGUGCUAUGCUGGUUAUGGUGCACUACUUGGUAGUGCGGCUUGUUGUGCUCUUCUUGAAGUUGCUAUGUCUUUUACUCCACCUAAAGUUCUGCAAAAAUUGUUUCCUAAAAUUGUGACUGGUCCAGUUGUGUUGUGUAUUGCUGUAAGUUUGAUUCAAAGUGGCUUUAACGACUGGGUUGGCGGAUCUGGUUGCGUUGGUGCUAUUUGUCCUUCUGAAGGUGCGCCCAUGGCAGGCGAAUGGGGGAGUGCAAGAUUCGUCGGUCUUGGUUUCUUGGUUUUCUUCAGUAUCAUUGUGUGUGAGAAGUGGGGGUCUCCUAUCAUGAAGUCUUGUGCUGUCAUUGUUGGUCUGAUUGUCGGCUGCAUAGUUGCCGCUGCCUGUGGUUACUUUGAUCGUACAUCGAUCGAGACUGCUCCAGCAGUCACCUUCAUUUGGGUACAUACAUUUCCACUUAAAGUGUAUGGGCCUAUUAUCCUUCCUAUGCUGGUCAUGUAUAUUGUUCUUGCACAAGAAUGUAUUGGUGAUGUGACCGCGACUUGCGACGUUUCCCGCAUGGAAGUUGAAGGUGAAUUGUACGAGUCUAGAAUUCAAGGUGCUGUGUUGAGUGAUGGGCUCAGUGGUAUAUUUUCAGCUCUACUCACUUUACCUCCUUUGUCAACUUUUGCUCAAAACAACGGUGUUAUUUCUUUGACCAAGUGUGCCAACAGACAGGUCGGCUAUUGGUGUUGUUUCUUUCUAAUAAUCAUGGGCAUUUUCGCCAAGUUUGGAGCCGCACUGGUGGCUAUUCCUAAGCCAGUUUUAGGCGGAAUGACUACCUUCUUAUUCACCAGUGUUGCCGUUUCUGGUUUAAAGAUUAUCUCCACAAUUCCAUUUACCAGACGUGACAGAUUUGUGCUGACUGGUACUUUGUUGUCUGGUUUUGGUGCUAUCUUGGUGCCUAAUUGGUUCGAAACCUUCUUUCACUACAAUGGUGACAAUGAAUCCCUAGUAGGGUUUUUGAAUGCCAUCAUUUUGAUCAUGGAAUCUGGGUUCGCAGUUGCCGGUAUUGUGGGCAUGAUUUUGAAUUUAAUGAUUCCACAACAACUCGACGAAGACUUGAUGGAUGAUAUCGAAGUUCAACAAGAUAAUCUGGCAGCCUUGGAAGGUGUUCAAUCACGCGAAGGUCAUAUACUCAAUAGUAAAGCUAAAGAAGCUUUUAGCAGAGAAAAUGAUCUCGAUCAAACUCAAAACAGUUUUGAAAUGAAGGGCAACAGGGUGACAGUUAAUGCAGGUGAGGCUUCUACAUCAGAUUAG